Molecule: messenger RNA, 2259 nt
Organism: Stereum hirsutum FP-91666 SS1
Lineage: Eukaryota; Fungi; Basidiomycota; Agaricomycetes; Russulales; Stereaceae
Exons: 11
Coding region: 1-2259 (752 amino acids)
Molecular function (GO): protein binding
Source: RefSeq, a predicted model, not a curated record
AUGCCUGCGGUAACACGUCGGCGAACUGGCAACUUGCCACCUCCUCGUAAUCCUGUCGGCUCUACUGACAAUGAUGAUGAAGCUGAUGGCGACCUGAAUAAUUUAGAGGGGCCACAGGUCUUCACUGGCAAGAGAGCGCGGGCUAGCACCAAAGCCAAAGCGUCCAAGGACAGUGAGGGUUUUGUAGACGACUCAGAUGAAGAAGGAGAAUACGGUGAAGAACAAGAUGAUGAGGACGAUUAUGCUGCUUCUGGCAAACGUCCCGCGAAGCGUCAUAAAGUGGAGCCUUCUUCAAAGAGCAAGGCCACCCGCAAGAGAAAGGAUACAGCGGUGAAGCCAGCUACGAAUGGUACGAAGACGAAGCUUCGUGGUAAUAGAGGGAAACUGCAGAAUAUGCUGACCAUGCCCCUGGACAUCUUCUACGAGGUCUGCAUGCUCUUGUCGCCAGCUGAUCUCCUCAGUCUCGCUCGAACGAGCAAAGGCCUGCGUGAGAUCCUGAUGUCUCGUAGCAGUAUCAGCGUGUGGAGAUUUGCAAGGCGAUCUCUACAUCAAGCGAACCUUCAUUGGGAUCUUCCAAUCGAGUUCUCAGAACCAGAAUGGGCAGCUUUAGCUUUUGUACGGGCUUGCACCGAAUGCAACACCAAAAACGCUCACAGUGUUGAAUGGUGCUUCAAACGCCGUCUUUGCAUAGCCUGCAAGAAAUCGAACUACGUUUUUGAAGGCCGUUUCAAGGAAGAGUAUCCGGACACAGACCCUGACGUUCUGAAGCUGCUCUCUUACACUCACAUUGGAAUAUCGGGACGAGGACACCCCCCGAACAAGAAAAGGUAUUUUUGGAGAAGCGAUCUCGAGAGCAUGGUGGAACACCGCGAAAAACUUCUCAAAGAUGUUAACAUGUGGAAAGUCGGCGCGAUGGCUGCGUUAACUAAAUUGGACACAGAAGCGGCCGAGGCGACUUUGCUCUUCAUGAAGGGUUGCAAAGACUUGGACCAAUGGUAUUCUGACUUCGAGACCUACCGGAUUAAUGAAGUGUAUGAAGCUAAAAAUGCUCGAUUCAAAGCGAUCCAGACGCGCCUCCUCGCUUUAGGUUACGACAGAGAGGAUGUCGAUUCCUAUGGGUUUGAAGAGCUCGGCGCAGUUGAUUCGACUAAGCCACUCACAGAGCGCGGCUGGAAACAGAUCAGACCCGGACUAGAAGAUUAUUGUCAGAAACGGCGAGAUGCACGCUUGGACGCCAGGUUCAGUCAUACGCGCUUCAUUCGCAUCAAAAAGGCCAUAUGUCUCUAUGCUGACUAUCGCAGUCGUAUCCUUCCAUCAGAGUGGCUCUACCUGCCCACUCCGGAACAAGCCUGUCGUCUUCCUUGGUGCGCAGAGAUCAUCGAACAAAACUUAGAAACUGAGCUCCUGGACGCCGAUUUUGACCUUCCGCUGACGAACCUUCCGUCCUCCGUCGAAGCAUGGAUUCGAGAGAAGAGGGAUGCCCAUAUCGCCCUGUUGCCAGAGGAAUAUCGCGACGCUUUGCCCCCCACUGCUUCCAUGAUCCCCACAACCCUCACCUCUUCCUCCGUCGAUGACGUUCGUCAAGGUCGAUCUAACGGCGAGCUGCGUCCUUUCCUGGGGCCAUUGGAGCUUGCCCUGGCUAUCUUCCAAAUCCAUAAGGUCUUGGUGGCGAGAGAUAUGUGUAAUGCGUGGAAGGGCCCCUUGCCCCUCGAGUUUUCAUCUCUUGGAUCAGGAGCCGUGCUGCAGAUGCUGGAACUGGCUGGAUUAGACCCGAAGACGACGACUGCAGUCGAUUUCGAUGCAGUCAACCAUAGAUUCUUUUGUCUCAGCUGUUGCGGCGCGGGCGAUACGAAAGCAGAGACCUGGAGGUCCGCGGUCGGACACCAACUGAGAGCCCCAAAGUCUACGCAUGCAGUUCCCGCAUGGAAGCUGGUCCCGCCCACGGAAGCCAUUGGGAUCAAGGAACGGGAAGGAUCGAUCGCAAACGCACCCCACGCUAAUGAGUGUUACUGGCACUGCCAGCACUGUGUAUUGCGCAAACCGAUCUUGUAUCGUCACUCGCCUGGGGAAUUGAACAUACAAGAAUAUAUCAACACAUCGUGGAAUAGACAGAGCGCCGUGGAGCAUGUUAGAUCUGAGCAUGGUAUUCCUGAUCCUUCGCAGAAUGACGUAGUCUACAUGCCAUACUGUGGGACAGUAGAGCCUGGGAUACCCACAGUUUCGUAUAUCCCGGAGUCGGAUGCUGCUGCCAAGGCUUGA